CUCUGUAACUGUAAGGCGGACACACCAGCUCCCCGCACCCGCAGUGCCACCAGCCUUCCGCUUCCUGCAGCUGCCAUGGCUGCCACUCCCGUGUCCAUGCCCCGCAUCAAGCUGGGCUCGCAGGGACUGGAGGUCUCGGCGCAGGGCCUUGGCUGCAUGGGCAUGUCGGCCUUCUACGGCCCGCCCAAGCCCGAGCCCGACAUGGUCAAGCUUAUCCACCAUGCCGUCGCUGCCGGGGUCACCUUCCUCGACACCUCCGACGUCUACGGCCCGCACACCAACGAGAUCCUCCUCGGCAAGGCGCUUCAAGGUGGGGUACGGGAGAAGGUCGAGCUGGCCACCAAGUUCGGCGCCUCCUUUGCCGACGGGAAAUGGGAGAUCCGUGGCGACCCAGCUUUCGUGCGGGCGGCGUGCGAGAGCAGCCUCAAGCGGCUCGGCGUCGACUGCAUCGACCUCUAUUACCAGCACCGCGUUGACAAGAGGGUGCCCAUCGAGGUCACGAUUGGUGAACUCAAGAAGCUAGUGGAAGAAGGAAAGAUAAAGUACAUAGGAUUAUCCGAAGCAUCUGCAUCCACAAUCCGAAGAGCUCAUGCAAUCCAUACUAUCACUGCAGUACAGCUUGAAUGGUCAUUAUGGUCUAGAGAUGUAGAAGAAGAUAUAAUUCCCACUUGCAGAGAACUUGGAAUUGGAAUUGUGGCUUACAGUCCACUAGGCAGAGGUUUCUUCUCCAGUGGAGCAAAACUAGUUGACUCACUAUCUGAGCAGGACUCCCGCAAGAAUAUGCCUAGAUUUCAACCAGAGAAUCUUGAGAAGAAUGCUCAGAUAUUCGAGCGUGUGAAUGCAAUGGCAGCACGAAAAGGAUGCACACCAUCGCAACUCGCAUUGGCUUGGGUUCACCACCAAGGAAGCGAUGUUUGCCCCAUACCUGGCACAACAAAAAUUGAGAACUUUAACCAAAAUGUCAAGGCACUGUCUGUGAAGCUUACACCAGAUGAGAUGGCUGAACUCGAGUCGUACGCUGCGGCAGGUGAAAUCUUGGGUGACCGGUAUGCUCAAGUGGCCUACACUUGGAAGGACUCUGAGACCUUGCCAUUAUCUUCAUGGAAAAUUGAGUAGCCAAUCUGGUAUUUUCAACCGUGUCCUCCGCCCAUUGCCGUAUCUCCAAGUUGUGCAGAGGAUGCCCAGGUCCACUUUGCGAGUUUUGAUGUUUGGUACAAAAUGCGUAUUGCAUGCCUCAUUUUGUAUAUUUAUGCUUAAAGGUUAAAACCGCUGAUGCGAUGAAUAACUAUGUGCAUUGUAUAAAGAUGUCAAAGAGUAUUUACCAAGAGUAGCAAACUGGAUUUUGUAAAGAUAGAAGAAAUGAGACCAUAAUACGUUGAGUA
This is a messenger RNA of Panicum virgatum (switchgrass), 1382 nucleotides long. RefSeq names its product probable aldo-keto reductase 2. NCBI's taxonomy places the organism in Eukaryota, Viridiplantae, Streptophyta, Magnoliopsida, Poales, Poaceae. Bases 76 to 1116 code for a protein of 346 amino acids. Gene Ontology annotation, cellular component: cytoplasm. The record is from RefSeq and is a predicted model, not a curated record. The transcript has 5 exons.